CAUGGCGGCGGGCGUGGAGCUGGGGUUCGCGGCGGCGCCGGCGCCGGGCGAGGCUUGGCGGCUGCGCAGCGCCCACUUCCCCAGCAAGGUCGGGGGGCGGCCGGCGUGGCUGGGCGAGGCCGGGCUGCCGGGCCCCGCCGCCCUGCGCUGCGGCCGCUGCGCGCAGCCCUGCGCGCUGCUGCUGCAGCUCUACGCGCCGCUGCCCGGCCGCGCCGACGCCUUCCACCGCAGCCUCUUCGUCUUCGCCUGCCGCGGCGCCGCCUGCUACGGCCCGCCCGGCCCGCGGGGCCCCCUGCACGUGUUCCGCAACCAGCUGCCGCGGAGCAACGACACCUACCCCGAGGAGCCGCCGCCGCGGGAGCCGUCGCCCGACAGCGCCGCCGCCGCCACCGCGCCGCCCCGGCGGCUCCGCAGCGGCGCCGCCCUGUGCCGUGUGUGCGGCUGCCUGGGGCCCCGCGUCUGCGGACGCUGCCGCUGCGCUGCCUACUGCGGCCCCGAGCACCAGGCCCUGGACUGGCGGCGGGGGCACCGGCGGGCCUGCGGGCAGCCCGGCGCCACAGAUGAUUCGGAUGCAGUUCCAGACCAUAAUGAAUUCCUUUUUCCAGAACUUGAAAUUUUGAUAGAACCUGAGGAACCAGAAUCUCCUGCUGAUGGCAGUGUAGAUCCUGAUGACAAAGAAGCAGCUGUGGAUACAUCAGAGAACUCAGACAAACAAGAGGAACUCAAAGCUACAGGCAGUGCAAGUGAAGCGUUGGAAUCCUUAGAUGAAGAGACAUUGGAAGCAUUGGCAAAACAUGAGAGUGAAGACGACAAAAUCUUCCAAAAGUUUAAGGAGCGAAUAGCUGCAGAACCAGAGCAGAUUAUUAGAUACUGCCGAGGAGGAGAAGGCCCCAUUUGGGUGUCAAGUGAAAAUAUUCCUGAAGAAAAGGAUAUUCCAAAUUGUUCAUGUGGUGCCAAAAGGAUAUUUGAAUUCCAGAUUAUGCCACAGCUCUUGAACCACCUGAAGGUUGACAGUCUUGGAGAGAGCAUUGACUGGGGCACACUGGUGGUGUACACAUGUGCCAAUAACUGUAAUGAGGGGAAUCAGUACACUGAGGAGUUCAUAUGGAAACAAGACUUCUCUGCAGGUUCCAUGCAACUUCCACCAUGUUACUAAGUUGAAUCAUCUAAAUCUAAUACUUUUCCUUGUUUCAGUGCAUCUGUGUACCUUGCAAACAGGUAACUGAACUGAUGUCACUGAUAUUUUGUAACAGCGAUAAAAAAUAUUGAAAAAAGUGGACUUUGGCAGCUGCUUUCUUCAGUUCCAGUGGAACAUUUUACUUCAGCCUGCUGCUGAAACCAGAUGCUAUUUUUCAGUAAAUUUCAGCUCAAAUCUUGUAUCAGAUCAUACAGCAUAGUUCUGAAUGUUUAAAUAAAGAUGAAACACUUGGAUUGGUAGAA
Molecule: messenger RNA, 1440 nt
Organism: Rhea pennata
Lineage: Eukaryota; Metazoa; Chordata; Aves; Rheiformes; Rheidae
Gene: PDCD2
Product: programmed cell death 2
Exons: 6
Coding region: 2-1156 (384 amino acids)
Cellular component (GO): nucleus; cytoplasm
Source: RefSeq, a predicted model, not a curated record